Messenger RNA from Bombus pyrosoma, 15520 nucleotides. Its product is annotated as ankyrin-2-like. NCBI's taxonomy places the organism in Eukaryota, Metazoa, Arthropoda, Insecta, Hymenoptera, Apidae. Gene Ontology annotation, molecular function: protein binding. The record is from RefSeq and is a predicted model, not a curated record. The transcript has 28 exons. Bases 1623 to 14360 code for a protein of 4245 amino acids.
GACAUUAAAGUAUUUCGAUUUUAUUAAACGUAUUCCACAAUUCUUUUUGUCAAAAUAAGUAGCUUCUCAACAGCUUUUUUCUGACUUAAUCAACAACAAAGACGGUGUAAAACAUGUACAAAGUAAAACACGAUUUCUCAUAUUCUAACAGUCGCAGCAUUCAUGAUUUCAAAGCUCUUUUUUUUACUUAUGAUACAUAUUCUUUUGUUUCCUAAGAUAUAAUAAUAUUAUUUUAUAAAAUGUAAUAAUACUAAUAAACGAUUACUUAUUUACUACAUUUUAUAAUUCUCUUUAACCCGCCACAAUUCAAUUUUCAUUAUAUCUGCAAUCUAUGUAUGUCUUUUUUCUACAAUGUAAAAUGCAGGUGAUUAUGUUUCGAAAUUAAACGUAACGAUAGGCAAAUUACAUGUUGUUGGUUGUAGAGAAUUUUGUAUAAUUUGGGAGUGUAAGAUUAUUAUCAAGUCGGCUAACGCUCGUACAAUUAAAAUAAUAAUGAAUAGUUUGGAACGACGUUUGAGAAUAUUAGUAAACUCAAUAUAUAAAUAUUAGUAAAUUAUGCGUCAUAGAAUGUAUUAUUCUAUUGAUGCGAGUGCAGGAAAUGCAAAUAUUAAUGGAAGAAUUAAAUGGGUUAAAUACUGGAUUUUUUGAAGAAAAUUUAAAGUUUUAGAAUAUCGAUGGAAUAUUAUUUUUAAAAGUUGUAUGAUUAUUUAAUAUGCCAUAUUGAUCGUAAGCUUUCCAUUGACUUUACUUAACUUACUUUUACUACAUUUACUACAUAUCAUAAAACAACGAGAAAGGUGGUUAACAGUCAUUUUUUGAAUUCGUUCGACUAUCGCACAUGCGUAGAAUCUCUCGAACGUAUUAUGUAUCCUGUUUUCAUUGCUAUAGUUUCCUAUAUAUAUAUAUAUAUAUAGUACAUGUACCGCAUAAAAAGAAAAUAACCUAUCUUUAUCUUUUAUUUCUUUCCUAGAACGUAAGUUGAUCAAAUUAUCGCGAAUGACUAAUUUGCAAUUUGAUAUCAUAUAUAAGGUAUUUACCUAAAUGUAAGUAGACUUGUUCGAAGAUAAAGCAAUAUAGAACCAGCUGUUAAAAAUAUCGCUAUGUUCCAUUGAAUUUUUGUUGUUGAUGUAAUAAGAAAUUGUAUCCCAUGAUACAUCGAUGUAUGUAUGUAAUAUCGGUGGUAAUAUUUGUUCGGCCGAUAUUCGCAUGUUGAGAAACCUGGUUAAUUUUCCUAGGCUGUUAUACCCCUAGAGGGAGAGAGAGAGAGAGAGAGAAAGGGAGAGAAAGUAUGCGUAUGCGUAGGUGUGUGAUCAGAUUUGAUAAGCGCGUGCGCAUAGUAUACACCGCAUGAGUUGGUGGGAGAAAAACAAGGACAGAUAUAAGAAGGGGUGAGAAAGGGAACGAUGCAACCCCUGUUUUUCCCGUAAUCGUUGCCGCUCGAUUCUGCGCCUUAGUUUCGUAUGCGGGGCGGCUCCUAUAUUCCUAUUCAUCUAUCGCCGCGUUACCUCAGGAGUGCAUGAAUGGUGAUUUAACGCGUGCCUAGAAAAAGAACCUUCGUGUUCGGCAGUUGCUGGACGAGUGAAAGAAUUAGGAGGAUAGUGCCUAGUCUCUUAUAAAGCACGAUGGUUACGGAUAGUACGAGUCAGGCUGACGACACGACAGCAUUUCUUCGUGCUGCUCGGUCCGGAAACCUUGAAAAAGUGAUCGAAUUCCUCGACACCGAUUUAGAUAUUAAUACAGCUAAUUCGAAUGGUUUAAAUGCUUUACAUUUAGCAUCGAAAGAUGGCCAUGUUGAAAUAGUAACAGAAUUAUUAAAAAGAGGCGCUAAAGUGGACGCAGCUACGAAAAAGGGGAACACUGCGUUGCACAUAGCUUCACUGGCCGGCCAAGUGGAAAUAGUAAAUAUUCUUAUUCAGUAUGGUGCUGCAGUUAAUAUUCAAUCUCAAAAUGGUUUUACACCUUUAUAUAUGGCCGCUCAAGAAAAUCAUGAUCAAGUGGUUAAAUUAUUGCUCGGCAAUGGAGCCAAUCAGAGUCUCGCUACAGAGGAUGGUUUUACACCUCUCGCAGUAGCGAUGCAACAAGGACACGAUAAAGUCGUCAGCGUUCUUUUAGAAAAUGAUUCUAAAGGAAAAGUUAGACUACCAGCACUUCAUAUCGCGGCUAAGAAAGACGAUUGCAAAGCUGCGGAUCUGUUAUUACAGAAUGAUCACAAACCCGAUGUUACAUCAAAAAGUGGUUUUACACCUUUGCAUAUCGCCGCUCAUUACGGAAACGAAGAGAUAGCACGUUUAUUAAUAAAGCGUGGAGCUGAUGUUAAUUAUUUGGCAAAGCAUAAUAUAAGCCCUUUACAUGUAGCGGCGAAGUGGGGUAAAAACAACAUGGUUAAAGUAUUAUUAGAAAAUUCUGCGCAAAUCGAUGCUAAAACUAGGGAUGGUUUAACACCGCUUCAUUGUGCAGCAAGAUCUGGUCAUGAACAAGUGAUUACCACACUUCUUGAACAUUCUGCACCAAUUAGUGCACGAACGAAAAAUGGACUUGCACCGUUACACAUGGCAUCGCAAGGGGAUCAUGUGGAUGCAGCAAGAGUAUUAUUGUAUCACCGAGCGCCAGUGGACGAAGUUACGAUCGAUUAUUUAACGUCUCUUCAUGUUGCCGCGCACUGCGGCCACGUUAGAGUCGCAAAACUACUUUUGGAUCGCAAAGCUGAUCCAAAUGCACGCGCUUUAAAUGGCUUCACACCAUUGCAUAUUGCUUGCAAGAAAAAUCGAAUAAAAGUUGUCGAACUCUUAUUAAAACACGGAGCAUCGAUCGAAUCUACUACCGAGUCUGGACUGACUCCAUUACAUGUGGCCAGUUUUAUGGGAUGUAUGAAUAUCGUGAUAUUUCUACUGCAACACGAAGCCAAUCCUGAUGUGCCAACUGUUAGGGGUGAAACACCUCUACAUCUGGCAGCUAGAGCUAAUCAGACAGACAUUAUUCGAAUUUUAUUACGAAAUGGAGCCAAAGUUGAUGCUCGUGCAAGGGAACAACAAACGCCUCUUCAUAUCGCGUCGCGAUUAAGAAAUAUCGAUAUUGUUAUGUUACUUCUGCAACAUGGUGCAGCAGUUGAUACUACCACAAAAGAUAUGUACACAGCGUUGCAUAUCGCGGCAAAGGAAGGCCAGGAGGAGGUUGCAACUAUUCUUGUGGAAAACAAUGCUUCUCUUAAGGCUACAACUAAAAACGGCUUUACACCUUUACAUAUCGCGGCUAAAUAUGGCAACAUGAGCGUUGCUAAGAUACUUUUGCAAAGGGAUAGCAAAUUAGACGCGCAAGGAAAGAAUGAUAUUUCUCCUCUACAUUUGGCAUGUCAUUAUGACCAUCCAAAUGUAGCAAAUCUUUUAUUGGAAAAAGGCGCAUCCCCCCAUUUAGCUUCGCAAAAUGGACAUACUCCUCUACAUAUCGCUGCUCGUAAAAAUCAGAUGGACAUUGCUUCGACUCUGUUAGAAAAUGGGGCGAAUGCGAACGCCGAAUCAAAAGCAGGAUUCACGCCUCUACAUUUAAGUGCACAAAAGGGUCACUAUGAUAUGACGAAUUUGUUGAUUGAACAUGGAGCUGAUCCGAAUCACAAGUCAAAGAAUGGUCUCACUGCGUUGCAUCUAUGCGCUCAAGAAGAUUUCAUUAAGGUGGCUUCUAUUCUGGUGAAAAAUGGUGCGAAUGUAGAGAGUGAAACGGAAACUGGCUAUCGGCCGAUACACGUAGCGGCACAUUUUGGAAACCUUUCUAUGAUUCGAUUUCUCUUAAAACAUAGUGCAACUAUCGACGUUAAAUCGAAUCAAAAUUACACUCCACUGCAUCAGGCUGCUCAACAAGGUCAUGCACAUAUUGUUAGCGCUUUAUUGGAAGGAAAUGCUUCGCAUAAAGCACGAACCAAUGAUGGACUAACCGCGUUAAAUAUAGCUCAAAAAUUAGGAUACAUAUCUGUGAUGGAGGUAUUGAAAGGAUUGUCUUACGAUACAUUGGCACCCGAUAACAAAAAUUGGGACGAGAAGUACAAAGUGAUCGCUCCUGAAAGUCUGCAAGAAACCAGCUUUAUGUCUGAUUCCGAAGACGAAGGAGGUUCGGAUGCGUUGAUCAGUGAGCAACCGUAUCGAUAUCUUACAGCGGAUUUGAUGAAAAGUUUAAGAGACGAUUCCCUGCCUAUUGAUGUUACACGAGAUGAUCCAAUACACAGACAAGUCACAAAAGAAGAAAAACAGGAUUUCACUCAAAGCAAUAAUUAUUGUCUAGCAGAAAACUUUGAUACUGAUGGAUUUAAUUUGGGCCGACUUCAUUUCAGAUCAUUUUUAGUAAGUUUCUUGGUGGAUGCACGUGGAGGUGCUAUGAAAGGAUGUAGACACAGCGGUGUACGUAUUAUCGUACCACCACGCAGAGCAACAAUGCCAAUUCGUGUUACGUGUAGAUUGAUAAAACCUAAUAAAAUUGCGAAUCCUCCUCCUUUAAUGGAAGGAGAGGCUUUAGCAACUCGUAUUAUGGAGAUGGGGCCAGUCGGUGCAACGUUUCUAGGGCCUGUUCUAAUCGAUAUACCCCAUUUCGCAUCUAUUCGAGGCAAAGAGAGGGAAAUCAUUAUUCUCAGAAGUGAAAAUGGAGAAACCUGGAAAGAGCAUGAUAAUUCUGUUGACAAUGAUACUACUUUGUUGAAUACUCCAUAUGAUCCUCAAAUGAGCGCUGCUCAUUCUGGUAGAAUCACUCGAAUAAUAACGACAGAGUUUCCCCAAUACUUUGCCAUUAUCACGAGAAUUAAACAGGAAGUUCACGUAAUCGGUGCCGAAGGUGGAAUUUUGACUUCAAGCGUGGCUAACGACGUCCAAGCCGUUUUCCCACCAGGAGCGUUGACGAAGAAGAUCAAAGUCGGAUUACAAGCCCAUGUGAUUCCGGCAGAGCUUACAGCAAAACUACUAGGAAAUUGCGUAGCCGUUUCACCCGUGAUAACAAUCGAACCGAGAAGACGAAAGUUUCACAAACCAAUUACUCUUACAAUACCUGUACCUCAAGCUGCAAAUAAAGGAAUGAUUAAUCAAUACGGUGGUGAAACACCAACGCUACGCCUGUUGUGCAGUAUUGCAGGUGGGACGAGUGAAUCACAAUGGGAAGAUGUUACUGGUUCGACACCGUUAACUUUUAUGAAUGACACGGUAUCCUUUACUACCACUGUAUCUGCCCGAUUUUGGCUAAUGGAUUGCCGGAAUAUAGGCGCAGUUCCGAAAAUGGCAACCGAGUUGUACGAAGAGUCGUUGUUUGUGCCAUAUAUUACGAAUUUCGUAAUAUAUUCGAAACGAAUGGAUGUGCUCGAAGCAACAUUAAGAAUAUUGUGUAUGACCGAUGGAAAGGAAGGACUGCAUACCUUGGAAAGGCAAGAGGAAUUUGUCGAAAUUGUAAAAAGCCGCGACGUUGAAGCGCUCGAUGGGAAAGAUCUUUACAUCGAAUUCAGCGGGAAUCUAGUACCUGUGACGAAAUCGGGUGUACAAUUGAAAUUUACUUUCAAAGCGUUUCGUCAGAAUCGCUUAUCUUUUCACGUGAAGGUGAAAGAUCCGUUGUUAGAUCCUGUCGCCAGAAUGCUGUUUAUGCGAGAACCAAAAGUUGCGAAAGGAGAGCCACCUCAACAACCAAUCUGUGUAUUAAACAUCGUUCUUCCAGAAAUAACAACUAAAGUGGAAGUACAGAAGAAAUUGAAAGAUUACGAAGAUUCAAAUAUUAUCGAUCAAAAAUUGGAUUCUUACGAAUCGAAAUACAAGAUGGAACAAAAAGAAAAAGGCGACGAACCUAAAGAUACUUCGCCUUCCGAACAGAAAUUUAUUACCGACACCUUACAAAAAGAACGAACAGAUGCUGUUACUAUCCACGAAUUCCUUGCGCAAAAAGCGGCUUGUUCCUUAGAAUCUGUAGAUGCUAGUUAUCCCAGUAAAGUAGUCGGACAAGAGCAAGACUUGUCGCCCAGUGUCGAGAGACAGACCUAUUCAGAGAAGAGAAAAUUCUGGGAGGAUAUUUCAAGGAAACGGGAAAGUUAUCAACGGUCGGAGUCUGAAAUAUCGAGAACGUCGCAGUUAACGAUAAACGAAAGCGACAGUGAGUACGUACAGAAUAUCACGACAGAGGACACGGCGGAUAUCGUGCAACAGAUGGACAAGUCCGAAACGUUGGAAGAUUUGAACGUACCUGAUAUUUCCGAGUGUUCGGUAGCGGAGAAGGCUCAGUAUUUCGAGGAACAGAUACAGAAAGAAACCACGAAAAUUCCGCCCAAGUUGCUUCAGCAGGACUCGUUAAAGUCCGAGAAAGAGAAGAUAACGAAGACUAAAAUAAGCGACAAAGAGAAGCUAGACAAAGAUGAGAAGUACGUGACCGAAUUGAAGCAAGUUACAAAGGUGGAAGAAAGGAGGGAAAUUGUUACUUUAGAAACGGAAGAGCGGAAAGAGGUGGAAAGGAAGGAAACGAAAGAGGCGAUGAAAUUGUCAUCUGAAGAUGAGAAAGAAAAAGACGAGAGUAAACCAACUUACGUGGAUGUAAGUGCUAAAAUAGAGUUACCCAGAGGGAAAGUCGACGAAACGACUGAAAAAGAAAGUAAAGCUGAAAGAUCGAAGGAAGAUGUGGAAAAGAUAGAUGCCGCGCCUUCUGUGCAACCUCUAGAAAUAAAGGAUAAGCAUAUAGAAAGGAAAGAGCAUAUAGAAAAAGCGGCGGAGCCAUCGAUGCCGACCGAAGAAAAAUCACUCGAUACGACGCAGAAGACGGAAGAAAGUGCCGCAAUGGUGGAAGAUCGAUCAGUUGAAUUAAAAGUUGAACGUGUUACGAAGCAGGAACAGAAAACAAUUGUUAUCACCGAAGUACCUGUACAAGAUAUUGUAAAAGAUGUAAAGGUAGAAGAAGAAGAUAUAAAACAGUCAAUUAUGGAAUUAAGCGCGAAAGAAAUGAGGGAUGUAGAAGAGGAACGUAAGGAUGUUGUGGAAUCUAUGGAAGUAAGUACGCCACAAGAAAGCAUAAAGGGGAGAGUAGAAGUAAAAGAGAAAGUGGAAGAACCGAGGCUAGAGGAAGAUAUAAGAGAGAGGGUCGAAAUAAGUAGAGAGGGAGAGAGAAUAAAAGAAAGUAUAGAAGAGGAACGAAAGGAAAAGCGAGAAAUUGUUAGCGAAGUAAUUUUGCAAGAAAGUGCCGAGCAGAGUGCAAAACGACAGAAACGAGGAGAGCAGGAGGGCACGAUCGCGGAGGUAACUGUAAAGGAAGGCGGUGCAGAAGAAAAGGAGGAAUACAAAGAAGAAGCGAUUGAAGAACAAGAGGAAGCUAUCGCAGAAGUAGCUGCGGAGAAAGAGAGUACAAAGGAGAAGGAGGAAUACGAGGAAGAAGCAAUGGAAGAACAAAAGGUCGCGGAAGUGACUGCGAAGGAAGAGAGUACGAAAGAAAAGAAGGAAGAAGAUAAGCAAGAAGCGAUGGAGAAAGUUACCGUAGAAAUAGGUGGCGAGGAGAAAGUAAAGGAUAUCGAGGAGAAAGAAGUGGAAGAAAAGAAAAUAACUGACACGCGAGAAAAAGAGGAGAAAUUGCACGUGACAACGGAAGCUCCGGUGGAAAGAAAAUUACAGCGCGAGGUAAUCACGGAAAGAGAGACGAAAAGGGAAGAGGUGGAAGGCGAGGUUGUUAAACACGUAGAAAAACAGGAAAAAGAAAGCGAAAAAGUUGUUACGGAUGUGAUCGUACGGGAAAGUGUUAAAACGCCGGAGAUAAAAGAGGAAGAUGUUGUCAAAGAAAAAUCGACUGGAAGACGUAUUAUAACAGAAGAAACUACUAUUAUCUACAAGGUACAGAAAGAUGGUACUCUGGUUCAAGAACAGGUAUUAAAGUCAGUUCAAGUAGAAGGAGGAAGCGAGGCUUUAGCUGCUGCGCUGGUUCAACUUCCCGAGAGUAAAAUCGAAACGAAAAGUGUCUACGAAGUGGAAUCUGUCAGCGAAGUUACACCAGAAAUUACGUUUACAACCGAUAUCAGGAAAGAGAUGCAAAGAUUUCUGGAGGGGGAAAGAGCAACGGAAAUCGAAGUCAAAGAUAAAGAGAUUAAGAGAGAAGAAGACAGAGAAAUUAAAGAAAAAAGGGAAGAAUCGAGGAAAGAGGAGAAAGAAGAAAUUACGGUCGACAAGAGGACGGUAGCCGAGAUGGAAACGAAGCACGUUAGGAAAGAAUUCGAGUCGCGUAUUCCUGUUUCAACGGCAAAAAUAGAUAAGGACAAAAUACAAAAGGAAACGAAACCGAAGGGUAUAACGGAACUAAAACAGAUUCCGAGCAAGCUCGAAAGCGACAAGGAAUUAAGCACAGAGGAACAAGAGAUCUCGCCGACGACUAAAAAGAAAGAGUUCGAAUCUCGAAUUCCCAAACGCGUUAUAGAUAUCAAGCCAACAUCGGAUAAAGCUGGAAAGAAGGAUACGCAUGUUAGAAAAGAGAGCGAAUCGUAUACGAUAACGGAAAAAAAAUCGAGCGAAGAGGUGACUUCAAAAUUGGAGGAGCAUCUAACUACGAAGAGCGAAACACAAACGUUUUCCAAAUCUUUCACCGAUCCGCAAGAAGCUUUCAAAAUGUUCGAGGAUAUGGAAAGCGGAAAGAGCGAAUUUGCGACCGUCACUUCGAAGAUUGAUCAUAAAACUUCCACUAUGACGGAAAAGAAAGAGGUGGUGUCUUCGGAGAUUUCCAAUGGCAAGGACAAAGUGAUCACGCUGGAGGAGAAGGAACGCGUGGAGAGGAAGAAAUCGUCGGAGUCGAAAUUAAAAAAAGAAUCGCCAACCGAGACGUUGGAGGAGAAAAAGAGUAAACACGAGGAAUUGGAUAAAACCGCGAUUCAAAAGUUGUCGAUGAAUUUGACAGAUACGCAAGAAAUAAUAGACGCAGCUGCCUCCGAAUCGAGAACUGAAAUGAAGAAGGAAGAGAUGUUCAAAAAGUUAUCCGACAAGGAGGGAGUUACGACUCGUGAGGCGGGUAGUAGCCUGUUAAGAGAAAGCGAUGCUGACGUAGCCAUUCGGAUAAGGAAAGAUAUCGGUGAAAAAAGGGACGAGAAGGAUGAGGUGAAAACGGUAGAAGGGAAACCGGCGACGGAAAGGAUAUCUAAGCCAGUUGCAGAUUCGGAUCACAUCGAAACGCUCGCGCAAGGAGAAUCGCGUAAAGAAAGUAAAGAAAGUUUUGACGUUAUUCAAUUCGUUCCAAGCGAGAGGAAAACGGAGGAGAAAGACUUAUCGAAAGAAGAAGAAGCGAGCGAAGCAAUGGAAGAACAAGUAACGACACCGAGAGAAAGUUUAGAGGAGAAGCAACGGCUAAAGUUUAAAGAGAUCGAGGCACGUACCAUAGCGGAGACUUUGAUUCAAUCGAUCGAAAGGGAAAUCGAAGCAAAAUCGGCAGCGGAUUUGAAAGCAGAACUGCUUGGCAAAGGAUAUCUGGAGCAAAUUAUAAGCGAAAGCGUUGAAACGGAUCACGAAAAACUGGCCGAUGAUUUGACACGCAAGUUCGAAAGUAUUAUGAGGAAAACGAUGGACAAGCAAGCGGCACAAAUGAAAAUCGAUCAAAGUUUAAUGGAAUCACCGAGACUAAGGUCAUCGAUACAGGAAGAGUCCCUGGACAAAAGUUCCACGAGAGACAGUAUAAGCGUCAGCGAAGAUAUAACUAAAGACGAAGAAUCAUCUCCGCACGAAAAAGAAGAAAGUUUUCCUCUUUCGUCGUCUCAGGCUAAACUUCAAGACAGGGACAUUACCAUGAGCCCUAGCAGCAUAUCGGAGCAAAUAGAUUUCGAAGAAACCAUCGACGUCGAUACGAACGAAUUGGAAAGCGUGUCGAAACCAACCUCGAGUCCACAAUCUGAGAAACAACGAUUCACCAAGUCGAGCAGUCAAGUGGAAUUGCAAAGAGAUUUCCAGAGUGACGUUAGUUUGCCUCGGGAUAAGAUCGUAUCGGAAAUUUCAGGUGCCAGAGUUCUGGAAAUUCUCGAACCCGGCGUGGACAGUCAAUCCAGGGAAGAUUCCGUCGACGUGCCUUCUUUAGAAAUGGACGAACAUAAAAUAUCCGAGCAGACAAGCAGGGGAAUUCCGUCGUUGCACGAGAGUGCCGAAAUGGAUUCGUUCGAUAAGAUGGAUCAAGAACGGGAUAUAACGAUAAGUCCCAGUACCGUAUCCGAGGAUACCAAUAUAGAUUAUUCCUUGGUACAGGAGUCUUCUCAGCCUAUCCCGAUGCAGAAAGAUCUCCCGACGAUAAGUACGAGAAGAGCAGACAGCUUCGAAAUCGAAAGUCCUCCGCUGGUCUCCCCGAAACCGAAAGUUCGCGGGCUUGAAAUUAAACCGGUCGAUUGGAUGAUCGGUGACGAGAAAAUUGAAAUAUCAGAAACGCUACAACCGUCUCAGAUUUUCAACCAGGAGUUAGAAGCUUACGAAUCGAUGAAGAAAAAGGAACGAUUAUCCUCGUUGGAUGGAUCGACGGAUCACGAACAAGAAUCCGCUACUAAAUCUUCGGAAGAGAUUAGCGUGAUAGAAUCGACGAAAGAGACAGUCGCGGACAGUGGUCGCGAUAAAAGUACGGCUUCCUCGGACGGUGAAACGAAAUUAACGGCGGUUCCUGUCAGCGAACAAGAUUUUGAAAGCGAACUGGUGGAAAACAAAUUGGACGUUAGUUGUCAGGAAUUGGUAGACACGUUACAGCGAGAAUACGACGCGAAGACGCCUAUCAAAGAAUACAUUGAGAGUAUUCAACGAGAAAUAUCUAGCGAACGGAUCGUGGAGGCGGAAGAGCGAGACGUUUUGCAAGUAGACGAGUCCGCUUCGCAAGAACGUAGCGAGGUUCUAACCGCAGCUACGACGGAGAAAUCUUUGGAGGAUGAAACUCGAGAUGAAACGACCAAAGAAGACGCGUCUUCGGUUACCGAAACUUCUAAACGCGAGGAAAUCCUUUCAAAGUCAGGAAUUGAACUGAAAUUGGAAAAAACAACGACGAGUUCGUUAAAGGAGAGCGAGAAACCUGCGGAAGAAGUAUCGCAAGAAACAGCAGACUCUGAGAAACCAGUACGCGUGGAUGACGUAUUAAAGGAAUGGACGGAAGCUUAUUUGUCGAAAAUGAAACCCUUAGGCGACGACUAUAAAAGGCAUAUGGAGAAAGCUAUGGAGAAACACGAUAAGCCUGGAAGAUCCACGACAGUUCCUUCCGACACUUGUGCCUUUAAAAUAAAAAAAGACGAUCUCCCUAGCGUUGAUUUAAGUGCACGAUACGCUAUAACCGUUCUAGAUCAGGUAGUUAAAAAAGAAAUAGCCGAAGUGAAAGAAUCUUUAGAAGCAGCGAAACAAGACCUGAUAGAGGAAUUAAGCGAAAAUAGCGAAACUGUGAUUCAAAUUAAAGAUUCCCCUUCAGAGUUCCGAUUUAAAUUACAACCCGAAUCCAUUCCGAACGAUUUACCAUUUUUAUACACACCGUCGUUCCCUGAACAACAGCCGCACGAAUCGGAUACCGAAGCUGUAAAGAGCGAAUCUCCUAUUGAUAAGUCGAUGCCGUACGAAACGAAAGAUAGUACAGAAAGUAAGAUGGAAUUAGAAGAAUCUACUUCCAGUAGUAUCGAAGAACCGAUACAUCUACAAGGAGACACACCUGUGAUUAAAACCGAAAAGUCUGAUGUAGAGACUGCUGCAAUAACCGUCCACGAAGAUAUGAAAGACGACGAAGAAGAACAUCCUAGCCCUGUACCUGCUAGCAGGUCAGGCUCAGACAUAGACAAUAAAGACGAAAGUUCUUCUUUGGCUUUGCCACGCCCGGUACUCAGAAGACGGCAGAAACCCGGUAGAAGUUCUAAACGCGUCGCAUCCGACAGCGACGCGGAUCUUGGUUCUAGUUCCGGCGAGAGUAGCAAUUACCAAUCUUGCGAUUACGAGAUCGGUAGUGGCAGCCGACCUAGUUCUUCCGACGUAGAGGCUUUGCAAUCCUGUGGCGUACCUUCUGCGACGGCUUCGGAAUACGAAACUGCGAUGAUGUCUAUCGAGCAUUCUUCCUCUUCGAAACCAACCUCGCAGGAGUACCAUACCGCAGCCACCACGAUGAGCUCGCGCGAGUCUAUGAAAUCUCUGACGUCUUUGAGUUCGGGUCACCUUGGUAGCAUCGACAGUACCAGUGAAUUGUCGGAAACGUUGGUGCCUUCUGAAACUGAUGCAGAGAAAGAAGAAGCGGAAGAACGUCUCGAUGGCGCUCUGGAAGAAGAGCACACCGAACAGUCGGAUUCUUCAGGCAGUGAUAUACCGAUCGACGAACCAAUAGACAACAUCUAUAGCAGUAUACCUUGCCGUAUGAAGCGAUCUUCCGAAAUGAUUUUCCCACAGGUCCUCGACAACGCUGCUCUCGAGGUUGAAUCCACGGAGGAACUGACGACGAAAGACGCCAAGGGAAUUGAUUUUGCUACGUCUACCCUGACCACGAUACCCGGUACUCUUCAGUCUGUAGAUAUAAUGACAUCACGGGUUUCCGAGGACGGUGUACAGAGUGUAUGCACCCAAGUGAUUUCGACUCAAACUACGUCCGAGACCGAGUCAUCCUUCGAAAAGGCGGAGAGCGAAACUUUUGACGCGGCAACAGCCGAAAAAGACACGGAGGAAGUAACGUUGGACGUGCCGACGACGACAGAGUCCGAGCUCUUAGAACAAAAGUACGUUGCGGCAGGUGUAUCCAGCGAAAGUCCUGAAAUGUCCAUGCAGACGUCCACGCCAUCGAUAAUACAGCAGACAAGUAUGUCGACGUCUUCAACAUCGGGCGUGUCCAUCGAUACGGUCGUAGGAAAGGAGAAAUCAGACCGUCAUUCACCGGAUAGCGAUUCUUUCGAGAUGGUUGACAAGCCUGAUAUCAUCGAUGACUUUGUAGUUAUAGAAGAAGUCGGCAAAGAGGCUGAAGAAUACGAUUCCGAAGGUAAAAGUAUACGUAUUAGUUCCAUACCGCAAGCGAGUAGCAAACAGUACGAUCGGGAUCUUGAAAACCUUAUAACCGAAAACAAGCAGGAUUCGCAAGUGUCGACCAGUCAAACAUCGAAAAAUAACGAAUUGUUCGAUUUCGAGUCGGAAGAAAGUCCACCCCAAGUUUCAAACGACGAUCAGUAUUCGCAGUCGUAUUCGGACGAAGAGCAAUACGAAGGAGGGAAGAAAUGGAUAGAAAUGCAAUUUCAUGCUGAUCCUCGAGUCUACGAUAUCGAAUACGAUCGAGGCCCUCUAGAAGAUAUCAAAGAGGAGGAAAUUACCGACUUUGAGGCUGGCAGUAGUAGAUUUGGAAGUUUAGGUAGCCAUAAGGAAUCGAUAGGAAGCGUGGGUAGUAUGCGCGGUAGCUUUGGAAGUACACCCGAUUACGAUGUCUUGACGGGUAAAAGGUAUUUCACCAGACCAUCCGAUCACGAUAACGUAUCAUUGAGCUCGUUGCAAGAAUUCGAACACUUGGAGAGCGCCGUCGCUGCUGAAAAUUCUAAAAGAUUACAAUGCGGUUCGCAUGAUUCCGUUAACAACGGUAGUCUUCCAAGAAGGUACAUGACCAGCCGAUCCGGUCACGGUGACGAUAUCUCACUGUCCUCGUUGAAGGAUUUCGAAGGAUUGGAAAAAGCGUGCAGGGAAGCGCACUUGAUCGAAUUGCGCGCCAGAGAGGAAGAGGACUUGCUGGAGCACGAAAGUCCCGAGAACAAGUACAAAUUGGAAAGUCUACCGCGAACGAGGAUCGAUACAAGUACGGCUGGCUCGUUCAACGCAAGCACGUCGGGGUCGGAUGAUUACGAGAAGAGAAUAAAAGAGAUCGACGAGAUCAUACGAAUAGCUCAGUCGAACGUGGAAAAAUUUGAUCGGCAGGAUGAUACGACGGAGGACAUUUCGCAGAUCGAAAUUACGGACGUUGAGAAAAUCGGAACUCAAGCUGGUGUGCAAUCUAUCUCGAAGCCAGAGGAACCGGAAACUGUGCUACCUCUGCAAAGGGAGAGCAACGUUAUGGAAACUAGUACGGAUUCUCUCGAGCUGGAAGAUAAUAUGGAUAAAAAGCAUCACCCGUUAUGUCGAAGCUCCGAUUCGUUAGAAAUGAAAACCACGCUAGACUUUCCUUCGUUAAGUUCCGACUCGUUGAAUAACGUACGAGAUGCAAAGGAAAUGCAGUCGGAUGUGGCCGAACAUGCAAGCAGCGUUAGGCGUAUUUCUUCGGAUUCUCUAGAUAUGCCUCUGUUGGAACCACAAGAUGCUGAAAGUCGUGAGAGGCCAAGCAACGAAGAUGAUCAUUCGGACGGCGUCACGUCGGACAAUUCUCUGGAGCAAAGGUCAGAAACGGCGGACACCGAUAAAAGUGAUAAAAUGAGGACAACACCAAGCACUAAUACAUAGGAAUAUUUUCGUAGAUAGUGGACCAUCAAAGUGAAUUUGUUACAACAUUGGUUCUUAAGGCUACAACGAUGUAUUAUCGAGCCAGUUCAAAUGCUUUACGUAUACAGCAUAAUAUGAAAAAUGAUGUACUAAAGAAAUACUUGCGCGCUGUGCAUAUGCAAGAUAUUAAUGCAUUUACCUUUAUUUUAUGCCAUGUUUUAUAAGAAUACGUAACUUGUUUUACGAUGCUUAAGUCGAAUAGUUAUGAUCUUUAAAAUAUAGGAUUGUUAUCAAAAUGAGAUAGGAAUACGAAUGACGCUUACUUAUUUCAUAUUAAAUCCGUACUAGAAUGUAAUUGCUUUCGAUUUACUUGUUUAAAUAAUUACGAAUAUCUUGCUUCGUUGUUCACGUUUGUUUGUAGUAAUUAAGUUUAUAUUGCAAAAUUGUACUUUUAAAUGUUAUUCAUAUUGUCCUACUUGUAUGAUAAUACUAUUUACAUAAAAUGUCAUGUUUUGUAAAUUUUCGAUUAUAACGUGUCUUUGUGACUACGCUUUCUUAAGGUGUUGACAGUUAUGAACACUUUAUAUUGCAUACUGAUUUUCAGAAACAUUUACGAGCUCUAAUACUCGUUAAUCUUAAUUGCAAGUGUUCACGAAAGAACAAAUAUAUUAAUUAAAUAGAAAAUUUUAUAUACGAACCGUAAUAUUUAAGGUUUUAGGAGAAAACUAUCAAGAGAAUGCAUUCUCUACGUAAUAUAUGAUGCAUAUGUGCAAAUGUUGUAGACAUUUUUUGUAUGCGAAAUUUUAAACAAUUACGAAAUUUUGCUUUCAUCUAUUUGCUGACGAUAAAUUUCAUGUAUUUUAUCGGUCAUGCGAAUUUUAUGUUACGACAAAAUUUUAACAAUGUCUUUCAUUUCUCUUCAUAAUCUGUUUCUUUCUUCAUCGAUGAAAAUAUAAAUCUAUAUGAACCAAAUAAUAUCAUCAUUUAUUGAAACCCCAAUGUUCAUCGCAAUUGAUAGUUGCUUGGAUAACAUACUUGAUAGAACUUCAAUUAUAAUAGAGCAAUAACUUUGUCUAUACGUAAGGUAAUUAAUAGACACAAAAUCAUACGCGCAAAUAACAAAAUAUUGUAAAAUAAAAUGAAGAAAACAAUGAAGAAAUACAAAAUACAUUCAACAUUCA